AUGAAACAUAUAUACGCAGAUAUUAAAAAUGUUUUGCAUGUUGAUGUUACAUAUGGGAAGGCAUGGCGUGGUAGACGAAGAGCCAUUGAUAAGAUUUAUGGAACUUGGGAGAGUAACUUCGCUGAGUUCCCUAAGUACAUUGCAGCUUUACAGGCUUCCAAUCCUAGUACAAUUGUUAAAUGGUUGCAUAAUGCAAAUGGUUCAUCAAAUGUAGCAACAUUUAAAUAUGUUUUUUGGGUUUUGGGACAUGCUAUUCAUGCAUUUCAUCUAUGUCAACCUGUUAUUUCAAUUGAUGGUUUCCAUUUGAAGGGUUCAUACAAGGGAAAAAUGAUUGUUGUUGUUACAAAAGAUGCCAACAAUAGUAUAUUACAGAUUGCUUAUGCUAUUGUUGAUGAGGGCACUUCACACAACUAG
Molecule: messenger RNA, 414 nt
Organism: Lactuca sativa (garden lettuce)
Lineage: Eukaryota; Viridiplantae; Streptophyta; Magnoliopsida; Asterales; Asteraceae
Source: RefSeq, a predicted model, not a curated record